CCUGCAGCUCAGCGUACUUAGUGUUUCGCCAAGUUUCUGAAACACGCAAGUCAUUAAGAUAAAAGAAGGUGGAGCCGCAAUGUGUGGAGAUGCGACGAACUGGGACGAAAAUGCAUACAGAGAAAGCAUACUUAAAGAGAGAGAGAUCCAGAGCCGCACCGUUUUUAGAACCUCCUGGAGCCCCUCUAACCCUAGCCCUGACACCAUCGUUGUCGCCUUCAGCGAUGGUUCAAUUGCCUCAUACUCUAUCUCCUUCAUCAUCUCAGAACUCUCAUUGGGUUUUAGUAAUAGCAAGGCUCAACAAUUAUUAGGAGCUGAACCUAGUGGAUAUCUUCAGGGGCAUGAUGGACCUGCCUAUGAUGUUAAAUUUUACGGUGAUGAUGAAGAUGCAUUGUUGUUGAGUUGUGGUGAUGAUGGUCGAAUUUGUGGAUGGAGGUGGAAGGAAUUUACAAAAUCUGAAGUUCCUAUUCAUUUACAAGGAAAUCAUGUGAAGCCAGUUUUGGACCUGGUGAAUCCUCAACAUAAAGGUCCUUGGGGUGCUCUUUCUCCAAUUCCUGAAAACAAUGCCAUUGCUGUUGACCCUCAGGGGGGAUCCAUUUUUUCGGCAGCAGGUGAUUCUUGCGCAUAUUGCUGGGAUGUGGAGAGCAGUAAGAUCAAAAUGGCCUUUAAGGGGCAUUCAGACUACUUGCAUUGUAUAGUUGCCCGCAAAUCCACCAAUCAGAUUGUAACUGGUUCAGAGGAUGGAACUGUACGAAUAUGGGAUUGCAAAAGUGGAAAGUGUGUUCAAGUAAUUGAUCCUGUGAGGGAUAAGAGGUCAAAAGGAUUCAUUUCAUGUGUUAGCUGCAUUGCCCUUGAUGCAAAUGAGAGCUGGUUGGCUUGUGGCAGUGGUAGAAGUUUAUCAGUUUGGAAUCUCCCCGCUUCAGAAUGUGUUUCAAGCAUUUCUAGUCAAGCGUCCAUACAGGAUGUAACAUUUGAAAAUAAUCAAAUUUUAGCUGUUGGAGCAGAACCUCUACUUAGUCGUUUUGACAUAAAUGGGAUGAUACUUUCGCAGAUUCAAUGUGCUGCACAUUCAGCAUUUUCUGUCUCUUUACAUCCCUCUGGUGUUACUGCAGUUGGAGGUUAUGGAGGUCUUGUCGAUGUCAUCUCGUUGUUUGGAAGUCAUUUGUGCACAUUCCGCUGUCAAGGCAUAAGACCGAAUUCCUUGUUUGAGAAGGUGAAGGAACCCUCGCAGACUAUAAUAACUCCACUAAACUGCUGCCUCUCACUCGCUUUGGCUAUUUUCUCAAACACGAUCGUUCCUUCCUUAACUCCACGGAAAAGAUCCGAGGAGUUUGGGAAAACCCUAAUUUCAUCUAAAUCAACAACCUCUUCUCAAUUACUCUCUUUUUUCGUCUUCGAUCUUCACCGAUCAGUACCAGUCAUGGCGGGAUUAACACCUGAAGGAUCACAAUUUGAUGCACGUCAGUUUGAUGCCAAGAUGAAUGACUUGCUUACAGCUGAUGGAGGACAAGAUUUCUUUACCUCUUAUGAUGAGGUUUAUGAUACAUUCGAUAAUAUGGGAUUGCAAGAGAACCUUCUGAGAGGCAUUUACGCAUAUGGUUUUGAAAAACCCUCUGCAAUUCAACAAAGAGGUAUUGUUCCCUUCUGUAAGGGGCUUGAUGUGAUUCAGCAGGCUCAGUCAGGAACAGGGAAGACUGCAACCUUUUGUUCCGGUAUUCUACAACAACUUGAUUAUGGUUUGGUGGAAUGCCAGGCCUUGGUUUUGGCACCCACUCGUGAGCUUGCACAGCAGAUUGAAAAGGUUAUGCGAGCAUUGGGAGACUACCUUGGUGUUAGGGUACAUGCUUGUGUUGGUGGAACCAGUGUUCGUGAAGAUCAACGCAUUCUAUCAAGUGGUGUUCAUGUUGUUGUGGGCACUCCUGGCCGUGUGUUUGACAUGCUGCGGAGACAGUCACUUCGCCCUGACUACAUCAAGAUGUUUGUAUUGGAUGAGGCAGAUGAAAUGCUUUCCAGAGGUUUCAAGGAUCAGAUCUAUGAUAUUUUCCAGCUGCUACCAUCAAAAGUUCAGGUUGGGGUUUUCUCUGCUACCAUGCCACCUGAGGCCCUUGAAAUUACCAGGAAGUUUAUGAACAAACCAGUGCGAAUUCUAGUGAAGCGUGACGAGCUUACUUUGGAAGGUAUAAAGCAGUUUCAUGUUAAUGUUGAAAAAGAAGAAUGGAAGCUUGAGACACUCUGUGAUCUUUACGAAACCUUAGCCAUUACCCAGAGUGUCAUCUUUGUCAACACCCGACGCAAGGUAGACUGGUUGACUGACAAAAUGCGUAGCCGUGAUCACACUGUCUCUGCCACCCAUGGAGACAUGGACCAGAAUACGAGAGACAUUAUCAUGCGUGAAUUCCGGUCUGGGUCAUCUCGAGUUCUGAUCACCACUGAUCUUUUGGCUCGUGGUAUUGAUGUCCAGCAAGUGUCCCUGGUUAUAAAUUAUGACUUACCUACACAGCCCGAGAACUAUCUUCAUCGUAUAGGACGAAGUGGCAGAUUUGGGAGGAAAGGUGUUGCAAUCAAUUUUAUCACUAGGGACGAUGAGAGGAUGCUAUUUGAUAUCCAGAAGUUCUAUAAUGUGGUCAUCGAGGAACUGCCAUCAAAUGUUGCUGAUCUCCUCUGAUUAGGUUUUGUCUUAAUUAUUAGUAUGGGAUCUGGAAUUUUGUGUUUGGUAAGUGUGAUUUGCUGUGCUUUUUCCUUUUCUUCCUUUUUUGUUCUUUUCCGUCUCUAGCUUAAGUCAUGUUUUAUAGGUCUAGUGUCUUAAUUUUAUAAGACGUUUGGAUAUCUGGAUUCGCAAUCUGAAAACCACUGAUGCCAGAUUUGGUGUGAUGGGGAUUUAUUGUUGCAGAUUUCCAGUUAAUGAAGGCUAUUAUUAUAAUAUGGGGAUUUUGGUUUCUGGGACUGUAAAAUGCUUUUCGUCCA
Messenger RNA from Pistacia vera, 2964 nucleotides. RefSeq names its product DEAD-box ATP-dependent RNA helicase 3, chloroplastic-like. The record is from RefSeq and is a predicted model, not a curated record. Gene Ontology annotation, cellular component: THO complex; transcription export complex. Bases 80 to 2665 code for a protein of 861 amino acids. Gene Ontology annotation, biological process: mRNA export from nucleus. Gene Ontology annotation, molecular function: ATP binding; RNA helicase activity; protein binding. The transcript has 18 exons. Lineage: Eukaryota; Viridiplantae; Streptophyta; Magnoliopsida; Sapindales; Anacardiaceae.